Acaulospora morrowiae is the source of this 1577-nucleotide messenger RNA. Lineage: Eukaryota; Fungi; Glomeromycota; Glomeromycetes; Diversisporales; Acaulosporaceae. The record is from the annotation of a GenBank genome assembly.
GUGGUUCUAAGCCUUCAUCAGCUGGACUUUUAGCAAAGAUGCAGAUCUGGAAAGAUCUUAAAAAGCAGUUGAAUCAUCAUCAACGUACGCUUGAAAGUUUGGAUGAAAAACUUAAUGGAACUCGAAGAAUCAAAGAUAAAUACAAUAAAAUAAAGCAAGAGUUAGAUUUGAAGACACACGAGAUUACCUUGUUAGAAGAACAGAUUAACAAAAAUAGCAACUCGCAGAUUCUUCACGUGAUCGAAAACAUUAAAGCCCAGAUAAAUGAACAAGAAAGUAUAAUUAAGAAUUCCAAUGAGAAACAUAGAGCUGCUAAAUUGGAAUGCCAGCGGAUUGAAAGAGAGAUGAACGAGUUUAAAAAUAACAGGGAUUCCAAGCUGAAAGAUAUAGAGAAAUCCGUAUCCAAAGGGAAAAACGAGUUGACAAAAAAUAAUCAGGUUGUCAUAAACAUGCAGCGUCAAGUUCAAAUAUCGCAACUAGAGAUAAAACAACUCGAAGAAGACUUAAAAAGCUCCAGUACAGAGAUCGAAAAUUCGGACUCGGUCAUUCGACAAUUGACCGAAACAGACCAGACAAUGGAUGCUGAACUAAAUCAAAUAAUGAGUCAACACUCUCGUGCUCAAGCUGAAUUGGACAAAGAGUUACAAAUCUUGUCAGCAUAUGAUGAGGAAAUCAGAGAUCUUCAAAAUGCAUUUGAAACGAAAAGUAACCAAAUAAAUGAAUCAAAGUUAAAAAUAACAACGAUCAAUCAUGAGAUCGAAAGAUUCCUUAAAGAAAAGGAAACGGCACAAGAAGUUAUUCAGAAUAUGGAAAAGGAGCACGAUUGGAUUUUGCACCAGAGACACCAUUUUGGUAAACCUAACACGACCUACGACUUUAUAAAUCAGAAUCCGAAUGAAUGCAAAAAGAUGUUAAGAAAGUUAGAAGAAAAACAUAGUAGUAUGCGUAAAAAGAUUAACGCAAAGGUUAUGAACAUGAUUGACAGUGUUGAAAAGAAGGAAGCUUCUCUAAAGCAAAUGUUGGCAACUGUACAAAAAGACAAGAAAAAAAUAGAAGAUACGAUUGUAUCUUUGGAUAAUUAUAAAAAAGACGCGUUAAACAGGACUUGGAAAAAAGUUGACGCUGAUUUUGGUGCCAUUUUUGGAGAUCUGUUGCCAAGUAGUUUCGCUACACUUAGAAUACCAGAAGGGAAAGAGUUGACUGAAGGUUUAGAAGUUAAAGUGCAACUCGGCGGUGUUUGGAAACAAAGUUUGGCGGAAUUGAGCGGUGGUCAAAGAUCACUGGUAGCCUUGUCAUUGAUCCUAUCGUUGUUACAAUUUAAACCUGCUCCAAUGUAUAUUUUGGAUGAAGUGGAUGCCGCUCUCGAUCUUUCACACACACAGAAUAUUGGUCAAUUACUUCGAACGCGAUUUAAGGGAUCUCAGUUUAUAGUCGUCUCACUCAAGGAUGGCAUGUUUAAUAAUGCCAACGUUUUAUUCCGCACCAGAUUUCGUGAUGGCACUUCGGUUGUUGAGAAAACUGCACAGAAACAAGAUCACUCCAGAGAAAAUGACCGACGAAAAAAUCAUAGGCGUUGA